Aspergillus niger is the source of this 1059-nucleotide messenger RNA. RefSeq lists its product as uncharacterized. The transcript is spliced from 7 exons. The record is from RefSeq and is a predicted model, not a curated record. NCBI's taxonomy places the organism in Eukaryota, Fungi, Ascomycota, Eurotiomycetes, Eurotiales, Aspergillaceae. Bases 1 to 1059 code for a protein of 352 amino acids.
AUGAUUCAACAACGGCAUAAUCGAAUAGCAGUAAUUAACUUCUCUCAGAAGCGAAAGGCAUCGCCUUCUGAGGAACUAUCUGAUUAUGCCCGUGCACGAGCUCGACCACCGUCGAAGACCCACAUCCAGAAAAAUAUUGAUAUAGUGAAGCCUGCUUCAAUGACGCCAACUACUGAGAAACAAGAAAUGAACGAGGAAGGACAAGAACCACCACCGAUGAACGCACCUCGUGAUCCUAAUAUCUCCGAUGAAGUAUGGGAUCAGCUGCAGUUAGACAAGGCAGCAGCAAGAUUUCAUCAGGAGGGAAUUAACAGCCUUCACAAGAUCACUGCUCGCCUGAGGUCGGAAGCUACAAAAUAUGAGUCAGUGAUUCGGCAAGCUGAUUCUGACUCUCAAGAAUCCGAAUGCCAGCAGAAGCUGACUAAAGUACGCCAGCUGCUGGAGAAAUUCCAAGAAUCGCUGGCAGAGAAGGAGAAAGCAGCCCAGGAAGAAAGGGAUAUUCAAGAGCGCCUCAAAGAGCUGGGAAACUGUCCCUUUGGGUAUGAGUGGAUUAGACAGCGCGAUGGUUAUCGCGUUUGGAAAGUUGUUAUCCUCAUCAGACUGGCAGUAUCUGGAAUUUGGCAUUCUGGUGCUGCAGAUUUGGGAAACUUGAUUGGAACAGUCAUGAGAUUGAAGAAGGAUUUCCAGUCCACUUCCUAUACAGUGCAAAUAUCCGGCGCCGUAAUGUUUGCAGAUCCGGACCAGGGCGAAGUUAACGCUUUUACAGAGAAACAGCUCGGCGUAUUCAAGCCCAUCCCUACUUGGUGCCUCACUCAACUUUUCACCGGGCGCCCAGGACACUCCAUCCAUCCCACCGGGAUGACAAAGGCGAUCAAACUGAGCCUCCAACGUGGAAAUGUUGGAGAACGCCCUCGUAUUCCUCUUGGUGACCCACAUACUGGCCCCAAGGGAUUGAGUUCGAGUUAUUCCCACUUAAUGAUACUUACACUGAACGUGGAAGUGAUGUUCGCAUGGGUAUCGGGAAGGAUCGCAGGAUUCGGCGAGGUUUCUCUUGGUUAA